AGCCAGACAGACAGAUAGCCCAAUGGCACUGAACACGCAGUUUCAGGCUGCUUGCCUCUUGCUCCUCGUCCUCACCGGCCUGGCCAAUGGCUUCAUUCUCCAGCAACAGACAAAGCAGCUUGCAGACCCACAGGCCCACGACACAACCGGAGCCCAGGCCAGGAUGAUGCCUGCACUCCACAGCCUGAGGCGGCGAGACACCCACUUUCCCAUCUGCACAUUCUGCUGUGAAUGCUGUCGGAAAUCAACCUGUGGGUUCUGCUGCAAGACGUAGGACCUGCCCACUCUGCCCCAGCCUCCUACCCACCUCCCUUAUUUAUUCCUGCCACCCUCUGACACUCAUCUUGAAAUAAAAUGUAUGAUGCUACUAUUU
This is a messenger RNA of Ochotona princeps (American pika), 373 nucleotides long. It is a transcript of the gene HAMP, whose product is annotated as hepcidin antimicrobial peptide. Lineage: Eukaryota; Metazoa; Chordata; Mammalia; Lagomorpha; Ochotonidae. The coding region runs from base 23 to 274 and encodes 83 amino acids. Gene Ontology annotation, biological process: intracellular iron ion homeostasis. The record is from RefSeq and is a predicted model, not a curated record. The transcript is spliced from 3 exons. Gene Ontology annotation, cellular component: extracellular region.